GAAAAAACUUCGUCUUCUAUUCCGUACAUAUCUCUCUCAAUUUCUCUCUCUAUCUGAAAUUUCGUUAUCAUACAGAGCUUCCUUCACUCUCAUAACUCUCAAUCUUUGAUUAUUAAUCAAACUCUUCUUUUUUUUCUUAUUUAUUUCAAUUCAAAUCCAAAUCUUAUUUAUUCCAUUUUUCCGUUAAAUAAAAUCGAUCAAAAAUCCAUUUUUGUUGUCAAUCUUGAUGAAUUCACCUAACUUUCUUGUUUAUGGCGGGAACUUCUGUAUUGGCGGGAAUAAGCUCUUGAAUUGAUCGUGAUCUUGGGCAGUUUUAUGCAUUUGGGUUUCGGUUUUUGUUUUUGUUUUUCUUAAUCUGUAAAUAAAUUAAAGAAUCUGUACUGUUCUUGUUCUUGUACUUGAUUUGAAUGAUCAUGGCUAACCCAUCUGGCAGCCAUCACCAACAGGAAGCAAAUCAUGCUUCUUCUUCAACUGCCUUUAAUGGUAAUACUAAUAUUAUUCACAAUCCAACUAAUGGGCAUGGGCAUGGGAAUCCAUUGAUGGAGAGCUCUGCUGCAAAUUUGAAACAUAACCCUGGUAUCUCUUCGGAUUGGACUAUGGAUGAGCAAUCAAUUCUUGAAGAUGGGUUGAAUCAAUAUGAUGGAGAACCAAACAUAAUACGGUAUGCGAAAAUUGCAGUGCAGCUGCAAAAUAAGACUGUUAGGGAUGUUGCAUUGCGCUGCCGAUGGAUGAGUAAAAAGGAAUAUAGCAAGAGAAGAAAGGAAGAUAAUUUAGCUAGGAAAAAUAAAGAGAAGAAGGAGAGAGUUACUGAUUCUUCAGUGAAGGCAUCUUCCUUCAUGGCUAGGCCGAAUGUUCAUCCAUUUGCAACUCCGCGGGUUCCUAUGGAUUAUGAUGAUGGCAUGUCGUAUAAGGACAUUGGUGGAGUCACAGGAGAGCUUCUUGAGCAAAAUGCAACAGCCUUGAGUCGCAUAUCGGCCAAUCUCUCGACUAUGCAGCUACAGGAGAAUAUCGGUCUCUUAUGCCAAACUCGUGACAACAUUCUGAAGAUUAUGAACGAGAUGAACGACAUGCCAGAAUUAAUGAAGCAGAUGCCGCCACUACCAGUCAAGAUAAACGAAGAGCUGGCAAAUGCUAUCCUGCCACCCCGCCCAAAUCGUCCCAUGAAAUGAUCAUGAUCUCUAUCAUGAUCUUUCUAGUUAGAGACGUAAUCCAGGCUUCGAUAACGUAGCUAGCUACCUAUAGACGAGGAAUAACCACCACCGUUACCCUGUUAACGGGUCAUUUUACAUUAGAAUGAAAAUGGCCCUAAAUUAGGUAAUCAAUUAUGCUGUAAAUCAUAGUGGUUUUCUUUUGUUUCAAACCUUUCCAUAGUUUGAAGAAAUGGUUCAUGCAAUAGAAAAUGACUUGGUUUUUAAUGUAGAAAUCAGGGAAUGUGAUGUGAUAAUAAUAAGUUAUCGUUCUUUUUAUUAA
Messenger RNA from Mercurialis annua (annual mercury), 1470 nucleotides. RefSeq lists its product as uncharacterized. The transcript has 7 exons. Lineage: Eukaryota; Viridiplantae; Streptophyta; Magnoliopsida; Malpighiales; Euphorbiaceae. The coding region runs from base 408 to 1169 and encodes 253 amino acids. The record is from RefSeq and is a predicted model, not a curated record.